Messenger RNA from Aspergillus wentii DTO 134E9, 993 nucleotides. RefSeq names its product autophagy-related protein 27. The transcript is spliced from 3 exons. Lineage: Eukaryota; Fungi; Ascomycota; Eurotiomycetes; Eurotiales; Aspergillaceae. Bases 1 to 993 code for a protein of 330 amino acids. The record is from RefSeq and is a predicted model, not a curated record.
AUGCGAUUACAAUCCAAUCUCCUCCCCUCCGUUGUCCUCGGUUUCCUUCCCUCCCUGGUCUCCGCGACCGGCUUCGACUGCGCGCACAUCAACGCCGACGGAUUCAAAUAUGACCUCAGCCCCCUGGGCGGCGUGCAUUCCGUCUACCAUGCCGAGACUACAGAGCAGUUUGUCCAGAAUACGACGUAUGUGUUGAAUAUAUGCAAUAUUCUGAAGGGGGCUGCGAAUAGAGGGCGGCUGCAGUGUGGGACGUCGAAGAAUAUCUGCGGAUUCCGAUACACUACCUCCCUCGACCACACAGACGACCAUGAUACAGCGUUCCCCAUCGCCGGACUGGACCACCUCGGCCACGGCACCAAAGACCCCGAAGUGACGCGGUUGAGGAAACUCGAUUCCGCGCAGGACGGGCUCCUUGUCAAACUCUCUGGCGGCGAAUACGUCGACGAAGAGAAGAAGAAGAAAGACGCCAGCGCGGUCAUCGAGUUCAAGUGCGAUCCCGACCGGUCGGGGUUGGAGGGUCUCGAGACGGCGGAGGAUUUAGAGAUGCGAUUGCGCGCGAGGGCCGAAUCGAAUACGGGCAUGGAUAUGCAGCAGAAUAAUGGAACAGGCGGCGAUGGCGAGACGGUCGACCCCGCGAAUACAAGUCUUCAGUUUAAGAGCUUCGGGCCCGGGGAUGAUAACUCAUAUGUGUUGAAACUCGACUGGAGGACCAAGUAUGCGUGUGAUGAUUAUCUCAAGGAUAACCCGGGCGAGGCAUCUUCUAAUCACUGGGGAUUCUUUACCUGGUUGAUUAUCAUCGUCUUCCUUUGCACCGCCGCCUACCUCAUCUUUGGCUCCUGGCUCAACUACAACCGCUACGGGGCAAGGGGCUGGGACCUUCUUCCUCACGGCGAUACCAUCCAAGAUAUCCCGUAUAUCCUGUCCGAUUGGUUCCGGAAGGUGGUCAAUACGGUCCAAGGGACGGGAUCGAGAGGGGGUUACAGUGCGGUGUAG